UUUUUCUUCCUCAAUGGAUCCUACUCAGAUCUGACAAUAAUCAAUCAUAUUUCUUCUGGUCGGAAAUCAAAAGAUCUCCCGAUUCAAUUCGGUGGUAGAAAUCGAAAUUGAAAGCGAGAAUCAAUGGACGAUUUCUCAGACCUGUUGACCAAAAGGCCCCAAGGAAAAUCAGCUCCGAUGGCACCUCAGACAAAGGCCAAGUCAUCCGAUUCGCCGUCGUGGGUGUUUGACGAUCUGAGUCGCGAUGGUUGUGGUGAUGAUCUCCUCUUCAAGUCUAAGCAAUCAGCUAUGCCAGUGUAUGACAAGCCGGUAUACGACGAUGAGGAUGUGUUUGACGCUAUCCCUGAGCUUACGACUUCUCAAUCAGCUAGGUUUGAGAACAAUUUCUCUUCCAUCUCGUCACCUUCAAGGCACAAGAAAGAUCCCUUGGAUGAUCUGAUUGGCAGAGGAGGUUCCACCGGCUCCUCUGCUUCUGCUUUUGAUGAUCUGAUUCCUGGUUUUGGUCGCUCUAGCUCCCCUCAAACUAAACGGCCUACUUCAGAGACUAGUCAAUCUCAGACCCCUCCUCCAUAUCGGACAUCUUCCAAUCCUAUGGAAGACCCAUUUGCAGUCUUAGAGGAGAACUCUGCUUCCACAAAACCUACACAAGGGUUCACUGAUCCAUUGGAUGAAAUUGGUAAAUUCAACACCACAAAAACUGAUGAUCAUUCCCACGGUGGAGGAGUAUUUGUUGAUAUUGACCCUCUGGAUUCUCUUAUCAAUGGUAGAGACAAAACUCACUUGAGGUCAGAACAACACGCCAGUGGCUUUCAGUCACCUGUAAAAAGUUCUGGCAGUUACCAUGAUAAGAAAGUUUCUUUUGAUGAAGUUUUGGAGCCGCAUAAUGCAAGUUUUGACUCAUCUGAUGAUGUCUGGCUUACUGUUUCUGAGAUCCCUUUAUUUACGCAACCUACCACUGCUCCUCCACCUUCCAGACCUCCCCCACCAAGACCUACACGUCCUAUGAAAAACAAGGUUAAUGAGCACGUUCGUAGCCCAGCUAGAGCUUCUGCACCUACAACUCCAAUGGAUGAACUCGACGAUUUUGCUUCUGGCAGAUUUCAGACUGCUCCCAAUGAGCAGCCUCUCUAUGGUAGUGGUGGUGGUGAUGAUUCAGAUGUUUUCUCUUCUGCUUCUGCAUCUGCAUCUGCUGCUGCCAUGAAGGAUGCUAUGGACAAAGCUGAAGCCAAGUUUAGGCAUGCUAAGGAAAGGAGAGAGAAAGACAAUCUCAAGGCAAGUAGAAACAGAGAAGGCGUUGAUCCAGUGGACAACUAUGAUUCUCGGGAAAGAGAAAAUCAAGCUCGAUUGGAUCGUGAAAGGGAGGCAGAGAUGGAAAGGGAGAGAGAAAGAGAAAGGGAGAGAGAGCAGAAAAGAAUUGAGAGAGAAAGGGAACGACUGCUGGCUAGACAGGCGGUUGAGAGGGCCACUAGGGAAGCACGCGAAAGAGCUGCCACUGAGGCACGUGCCAAAGCUCAAAGAGCUGCUGUCGAAAAGGCUUCUUCUGAUGCCCGAGAACGUGCAGAAAGAGCUGCAGUUCAGAGAGCGCAUGCUGAAGCACGUGAAAGGGCAGCUGCAGGGGCAAGGGAAAGGGCUGAGAGAGCUGCAGCUGAAGCGCGGCAGAAGGAAGCAGCAAAUGCUGAAGCAAAGGUUAGGUCUGAACGAGCUGCUGUUGAAAAGGCAGCUGCUGAGGCACGAGCUAGAGCAGCUGCGCAAGCUAAAGCUAAGCAGCAAGAAGACAAUAACAAUGAUCU
Raphanus sativus (radish) is the source of this 1790-nucleotide messenger RNA. Its product is annotated as auxilin-related protein 2-like. Gene Ontology annotation, cellular component: vesicle; cytoplasm; intracellular membrane-bounded organelle. Gene Ontology annotation, biological process: clathrin coat disassembly; clathrin-dependent endocytosis. Gene Ontology annotation, molecular function: clathrin binding. The record is from RefSeq and is a predicted model, not a curated record. Lineage: Eukaryota; Viridiplantae; Streptophyta; Magnoliopsida; Brassicales; Brassicaceae.